This is a messenger RNA of Seminavis robusta, 1407 nucleotides long. Lineage: Eukaryota; Bacillariophyta; Bacillariophyceae; Naviculales; Naviculaceae. The record is from the annotation of a GenBank genome assembly.
AUGCGCCCCAUUUUAGCACCGCAUUCACCGCUGAGGCGAGAAGGUCGAAGGAAGGAGAUUCAUGGUGUUUCUUUCUGGAGGCGACGCCUACCCCAUGGGCACUGGAGAUCCCUACUACCGUUGCAACAAGAUCAGCCAGAAAAAGAUCAGCCAGAACACAAUUUCCAGCACCAGUGGGAUUCUCAUCAGUCACUCUGGGAGCAAGCACAGAAACUUGCUGCUGAGAAUGAUCUAUCUCCCUACGAAACGGGAAACUAUACUGCCGAAUAUGCCUUGACGGAAUUUCUGGCGGGUCCAGCGGCUCCCUAUUACGAUGCACACGACAAUCACAAACUCGUCUUUCCCAUGGGCGACCAAAAAGAGGCCAUUUGUGAAUUCCAACAUCAUCGGAAUGGAUCUCAUCACUUUCCACAUUCCAUGCAACAAUUGUUGAGAUGCUUUUCCUGGUGGCAAGCCAAUCCACAUCAAACGCCCGUCUUGCUAUUCGACCGGGAAAAACUCGUCAAACAAAAAGCCAAGUUCGUACUGGGGUUCCUACGACUGUUACAAGAUGCCUUUGGAGUUUCUAUCGUGCGCCACAAAAACACCACAACCAUUGCCAAGUCCGUCUACACGCUCACGGAAGGACGAAAUCCCGUGCGACGAUCCAAACGACGCGGAAUUCUCAAAGACCAAAACCGCAUCUACUAUCAAAUGAGAUCGACCCAAGAUGCACAGCAACUCCGACAAGGACUACUCCAACACUACCCCAAUAUUACGACGAGUCAUGCCGGUUGUGGUUCCUCGGUUCCCAAAAUUGGGAUUUUGAAUCGCCAGUGCAAAGACCACACCUGCAGCAAAGGGAGUGGACGACGCAUUCAAAAUCGUCCCGCCAUUUCCAGUGCCAUCAAAAAGGCACUUCUCCCACAUUCCAACAACAAUUCCAACAAUACCAACAACAAUCCUAUUCACUACCUGUCGUCGUUUGAUGGCAUGUCCUUUUUGGAACAGGUCACAUUCAUGUCCAACAUUGACAUUCUCAUUAGUCCGCAUGGAGCCCAACUCACUGGCAGUGCCUUUCUGCCAUCUUGUGGAGGAAUUCUGGAACUCUUUCCCCGUGGCUAUCACUUUCCAGACUUUUUUGGAACCUUGGCAGCGGCCACAGGACACUUUCAUCGGUCCAUCUACACGGGCCGCCACGCCAAUCGAACCCGCGAUGUGGACUACUUUUCCUCCACACCCGCCUUGCGGAAACAAACGCGGUUACAACCCGUACACGCCCAUCCCCCAAUGGUGGCCCUUGCCGUACGAGAGCUCAUGGUGCAAUGGCAAUCGUGUUGUCAACAAACACGAACAACAACAACAACAACAACACAAACUACAACUGCUGCUUCAGUGGUACAACAGAUCACACCACAAACUUUGUAG